Drosophila hydei is the source of this 1275-nucleotide messenger RNA. Its product is annotated as major royal jelly protein 1. The transcript is spliced from 3 exons. Gene Ontology annotation, cellular component: extracellular region. The record is from RefSeq and is a predicted model, not a curated record. The coding region runs from base 77 to 1267 and encodes 396 amino acids. NCBI's taxonomy places the organism in Eukaryota, Metazoa, Arthropoda, Insecta, Diptera, Drosophilidae.
AGCAGACGCAGACCAACCAGUUGCAAGUGCCCAACAAUCUAGGGAACAGCAAAAGUUAUUUCUGUACGAAACAAAAAUGACUGCGAUGCUGUCUUUGCCGCUGCUUCUCUCGCUGAUAGCUGUCAGCUGUGCAGCCUACAGCUCCUCGCUGGACGAGUCGCCAAAUAGCUCGAAUGGCAAUUCCAUUGGCAUCAGCAAGUGCAACAAGAACCCGCUGACGGAGCUCACCUUUCAGCUGAGCGGCAGCAAUUUGCAUUGGCCCUGCGACUCCACCAAGAAUAUCUAUGUGCAAUCGGGUCGCUAUGUGCCACGCAAUGUGAUUGUAACGCGUGCGCAGCUGCAGCGCGAUUCGGCAUUUGUGGCACUGCCACGCUACAAGCAGGGCGUACCUUUCACACUGGGCAAGGUGAAUCUGAAGAAGGGCGAGUGCCUGGCCAAAAUAGCGCCGUAUCCCUGCUGGGCCAUACAGGAGGAGGGCAAUUGCCAGGCGCUGCAAUCCGUUGUGGACGUAGCCGUGGAUCAAAAUGGCUUGCUGUGGGUCUUGGAUGUGGGCAUUGUGAACACUCUGGAGCAACCCAUACGUCGCUGCAGUCCCAAAAUCGUGGCCAUCAACACAGCCAACAAUAAAGUGGUGAAAAGCAUUGACCUCAGCGAUCUCGUGACCUCCGAGAGCCGUUUGCAGUUCAUUGUCGUCGACUACUCCAAGGAUAACAAGCCUUUUGUCUAUGUCGCAGAUGCUGGAGCUCGUAGCAUUCUAGUCUAUGAUAUUACGGGGAGCAAAUCGUAUCGCAUUGUCUUGCCCCGGGCCACAGCUCCGACGAGCGAUGUACUCUAUGUAGCCUUGACUUCCAAGCCCGACGGCACUUCGACGCUGUUCUUUAGCUACCUGAGCUCUUCGCGCCUCUAUUCGAUCAAGGGCGAGUAUUUGCGUGUGGGUCAGGGUGCCGGCUCCAUUAUCGAUGUGGGUCCGAAACCCUAUGGCAAGCAGGCAGUGCUAUUGGGCACCGAUGGUGGCACCUCGCUCUUCUUCCGCUACAAGGGCGAGAAUGACAUUUAUCUGUGGGACUCGGAGACCUGCUUUAAGGCCUCCAAUUUGCAGGAGGUGCAACGUGGCGGCGAUUGCCGUCUGUCGACUCAAGUGCUGCCGGGCCAUAAGCGUUUCAUGUGGGCGCUCGAGAGCAACUUCCAUGAUUUCAUCUCCGAUCGCACUGGCUGCAAUGGCGCCUCCAUUGUGCUGCAUCCCGUUGUGCGCGAGUGUGACGAUUGAUUGAAGUC